AUGAAUUCCUAUUUUACGAACCCAUCGCUCUCAUGUCAUUUAAGUGGUGGUCAGGAAAUUAUUCCAAACGUUGCCCUUAACUCGACCAACUAUGACUCGGUGCGACAAUUCUCGUCCUAUGGCACCGCUGUGGCCCCGAACAGGAUAUACUCCAAUUCGUUCUAUUCAAAUCAAGAAAAUGCUAUGUUCGGGUCUGGACGAGCACCGUACGAGUUCGGAUCGCAUGUAUUCUACCAGGACAAGGAUGUGCUACCUACUUGUAGGCAAAACCUUGGACAGACACAGGAUUACGCUUUAGACCAAUACAAGACUACAUCGCCAGAAACAAAAGGAGCCGUUCAAAUAUAUCCGUGGAUGCAGCGAAUGAAUUCGCAUAGUGGAGUUGGCUAUGGGUCUGAUAGACGGCGAGGUCGCCAAAUCUAUUCGCGAUACCAAACUCUUGAACUUGAAAAGGAGUUCCAUUAUAACCGUUAUUUAACAAGGCGCAGACGAAUCGAAAUUUCGAAUGCGCUUUGUCUCACAGAACGUCAAAUCAAAAUUUGGUUUCAGAACCGAAGAAUGAAGUGGAAGAAGGAGAGCAAUUUAACAUCCACCCUCAAUGAAUGUCCAGCAGGCACUGGCCAGGAAACGGACAAAGUAGAAGCAGAGGAAAACACCGAAGGGAAUGAGAAAAACUGA
Messenger RNA from Triplophysa dalaica, 678 nucleotides. It is a transcript of the gene hoxc6b, whose product is annotated as homeobox C6b. The transcript is spliced from 2 exons. The coding region runs from base 1 to 678 and encodes 225 amino acids. Gene Ontology annotation, biological process: anterior/posterior pattern specification; regulation of transcription by RNA polymerase II. Lineage: Eukaryota; Metazoa; Chordata; Actinopteri; Cypriniformes; Nemacheilidae. Gene Ontology annotation, cellular component: nucleus. Gene Ontology annotation, molecular function: RNA polymerase II cis-regulatory region sequence-specific DNA binding; DNA-binding transcription factor activity, RNA polymerase II-specific. The record is from RefSeq and is a predicted model, not a curated record.